Mytilinidion resinicola is the source of this 1356-nucleotide messenger RNA. Its product is annotated as WD40 repeat-like protein. Bases 1 to 1356 code for a protein of 451 amino acids. The transcript has 2 exons. Lineage: Eukaryota; Fungi; Ascomycota; Dothideomycetes; Mytilinidiales; Mytilinidiaceae. Gene Ontology annotation, molecular function: protein binding. The record is from RefSeq and is a predicted model, not a curated record.
AUGAUUGGCCUAGAAGCUUCUCGGGUACGAGACUGGAAACGGCCGGCUGAAAUCACGAAAGACGAACUACAAGGCGAUCGAUAUGAUAUUCAAGGCAUCAAUUGGGAGGAACUCGAUACAACGAGGGAAAAAGCUAGGGCAGCAAGGCUGAGGCUGUCGACUCGGAAGGCCACUCCACCACCACCGCUACCCAGUUCCGAGAACUACUUCCGCUUUCGCAAAAUGAAUACAACACACCGAAUCUCCGUAGCACAUUUCCAGCUCCGGAACCUAAUAGCAGCAAUCUCGAGGAGCGACAUAUUUUAUGCCAGCAAAUCAAAAGUCAUGCACACCGAUGCAUCAGGCCAAAUGAAUAAGUGCGCAAUGGAAUUGACUAAGCCAAUGGGAGAUUCUAUGCACCCGUCUUCAUUCAGCAUCACCACUCUGACGGCUUCCGAUGAAGUCCUGAUCGCUGGUGGCUUUUACGGCGAAUACGCACUAACUAAUCUCCGAUCAGAAGUAGGAGAACCACACGUCCAAGGCUACGUAACACACGAGUUCAACGGCAUCACCAACCAUGCUCACACCUUCGACUCUCGUAGCAGCGGCCUACCCCAAGGCGUGUUCUGCUCCAACGACCACUGCCUCCGUAUCCUCGAUUGCACCACCAACACCUUCACCCACGAGUUCCGCUACAAGCAAGCCAUCAACUGCUCCGCUACGUCCCCCAACGGCCGCAUGCGUGUAAUAGUUGGUGACUUCGACAAAGCCCUCAUCACCGACGCCGAAACUGGCAGGCCCUUCGAACACCUCCCCUCCCAUACCGAUCACGUCUUCGCCUGCGCCUGGGCCGACGACGGCAUCCACGUGGCCACUGGCUCACAGGACCACAAGAUCGUCGUCUGGGACGCUCGCAGAUGGGACACCCCUCUCGCUACUUUCGCCUCCGUCAUGUCUUGCCCGCGCUCACUCCGCUUCUCGCCGGUCGGAGGUGGCCGUCGCGUUCUCUUCGCCGCGGAAGCCGAAGACAUCGUCUCGGUCUUCGACGCAUAUGACUUCGACAAACGUCAAGUCCUCGACUUCUAUGGCGCCACGGCCGGCAUCAGCGUCACGCCAGACGGGCAGAGCCUGUUUGUCGCGAACGGCGACGGCAAGUUUGGCGGUCUCAUGGAAUUCGAGCGGUGCCAGUUUGCGGAGCCGUGGGGGCUUGGGGAGCCGCGGAGGUCGUGGAAGGGGCAUCGGAUACGGGAGGAGCGUUUUCCAAGGGGCGCGUGGGAGUGGAUGGCCACCGAGGAUCUCGAUGAUGACCCGAGGGUCGUCGGUAGCAGGAAGGCGAGGGAGAGAAGGGGGUUGGGACUGGAGAAGUUGUAUGUUUGA